AUGUUGUUUGAGGAAACAAUCGAAUGCGUUGUGAUGGCAGUGCAUUCGGCGACAAAAUUCGAACGUAAAAUGUCUAUACCGCAAAAAGAGGAGCUUUCAAUCGUUAUUGGUUGUGAAUUAACGAGCUCAAAGAGCACAUCUGAGGAAACACACCUAUUGGCUAGAAUACCCAACUCAAAGAUGGUGAUUCUAAAAACUUUCGCUCCUACACUAGAAGAGUGUUUCUGUAAAGCGCAUUUUACAAAGCAACGAACGGAAAGGAUCGGUGUCGGUUUUGUGUUUGGGAAAGGUGAACUAAGAGAGGAGCCGUCGGAAUUUGAAGAGAGUCAAACCAAUGAUGUCGAGGAAUCGCUUUUAUCUCCUGUACUAAAUAUCAAAUCACCAACGGAAGAUAUGACAAUGUUUGGCGAGGAAAGCAAAGAAAAACGAAAGAAGAAGAAGAAGAAGAGCGAUAAAGCGACGGAAAGAAAGGAAAGCCAAGGAAGUCUCGAUGUGACAGUGUCUAGAGAGCGAACGAACUCUGGUACGCAUGGACUGCUGGUCGAGUUGGACAUUUCAGCCGGUGAAGAAGAGGCCAAAACGGAUGCAGUCAUCGAUAUGAAUUUCUAUGAUUUUGAGGAAACUGAGAUCAGCAUUCACGAGCCGACACCAAUUGAAAAUCUCCUGGAAGUUGAUGUGAUCUUGGAGUCUCUGCAAGAAGAGGAGGAAAUUGCUGCCAUUGCACCGAUGAUAAUUUCACAAGUUUGCGAUGCCACUAUUCAAAAACAGUUCACCGAAGCCAAGUUGACGAAACUUUUCGAUGAGCAGCGUUUGGCUCAAAAAGAUGAAACAGAGAUAAUCUUGAUGGAAAAAUCAUCGAUCUCUGCUAAAGCGAGGAAAACUAUUUUCAACGAACCAGUAGCGGAGGUUACGACUGAUGAACAAGAACGCGUCCAGCUCAUUCUGCAAGAACCGGAAGGAUUUACGAUUCGUGAUCCUCUUCAACUCUCAAUUCUGCGUCUAGUUACGAAAUAUCCAAUUGAAGAAGCCAUUUGGUAUCGAAACGAUUUAGUCCUCCCCAAGACUGAUAUUAUCACCCAAAAUAAUCAGGACAACAUCUCAACUGUAACUUUCCAUCGCUUUGUUGCUAGCAUAGUCGGUGUCUAUCAUUGUGUCGUCGAUAAAGCUGUAAGCGAAAAGGUGAAUGUCGAUGCUGCUUUCGCCCCCUUGAUCUUAAACGACAUUCCGGGUAAAGUCGUGGUUUGCCAAGCUAACAAACCAUUUGAUUUUCAAGUCGAUUUUGCUGCAUAUCCUCAUCCGGAAAUUAAAAUCCUGGAGACCGACAUAGCUUAUGAUGUAACCAUGUAUGAUGACUAUGCCUCUCUACGUUUCAGAAGUUUACGAAGAGCCGGCAAAAAGAAUGUCACAAUCUUUUUGCAAAAUUCGGUGGGAAAAACCGAGGCUAGUUUUACAUUGCAAAUCAUUGACACACCACUGGCCCCAAAAAAUCUCCGAGCAAGCGAGCUGACUUAUGAUAGUGUGAAAUUGCAGUGGGAAGCCCCAGACGGAGAAGGAGAUCCAAUCAAAAACUACAUUAUUCAGAGAAAAGCUGGUGAAAUUUCUCGGUGGAGAAACAUUCAAAAAGUGGAUUCAGAUACUUUUGAGCAUGUCAUAACAGAACUAUUAGCUGAGGAGAUGUAUUCUUUCAGAAUACUCGCCGAAAACAACAUCGGUGAAGGAGCACCGAGUAAUCAAGCCGAAAUUAUUACUUUGGAGGAUAAUAGUGAAUACAUCGAAGAUUUUACGCAAAGCGUUGAGGAAACGGAGCUUGCCCAGACUGAUGUCGAAACUACACUGGAAGAACUUGAAGAAAAAGUUGAAUCGACCACCUCUGAAGUGUCUGUAGAAGAGAACAUUGUAUUCGAAGAGAAGACAGUUGAGGAAAGUAACAAUACAGAGGCCAAGAAGGAAGAAGAAGCCAAAAAGGCCCAAGAAGCUAAGAAGGCAGAGGAAGCCAAGAAGGCUGAGGAAGCCAAGAAGGUCGAAGAUGAGAAGAAGAAGACGGAGAAGACCAAGAAGAAAGUCGAUGAAGAUGCCGCAAAGAAGAAGGCCGAAGAGGAAGCAAAGGUCAAGGCUGAUGAAGAGGCCAAGAAAGCUGAGGAAGGCAAGAAGGCCGAAGAAGCUAAGAAAGCAGAGGAAACCAAGAAGGUCGAAGAUGAGAAGAAGAAGACGGAGAAGGCUAAGAAGAAGGUCGAUGAAGAAGCCGCAAAGAAGAAGGCCGAAGAGGAAGCAAAGGCCAAGGCUGAUGAAGAGGCCAAGAAAGCUGAGGAAGCCAAGAAAGCUGAGGAAGCCAAGAAGGCCGAAGAAGCUAAGAAAGCAGAGGAAACCAAGAAGGUCGAAGAUGAGAAGAAGAAGACGGAGAAGACUAAGAAGAAGGUCGAUGAAGAUGCCGCAAAGAAGAAGGUUGGAGAUGAAGCAAAGGCCAAGGCUGAUGCAGAGGCCAAGAAGGAAGAAGAAGCCAAGAAGGCCCAAGAAGCUAAGAAAGCAGAGGAAGCCAAGAAGGCUGAAGAAGCCAAGAAGGUCGAAGAUGAGAAGAAGAAGACGGAGCAGACCAAGAAGAAAGUCGAUGAAGAUGCGGCAAAGAAGAAGGCCGAAGAGGAAGCAAAGGCCAAGGCUGAUGAAGAGGCCAAGAAGGAAGAAGAAGCCAAGAAGGCCCAAGAAGCUAAGAAAGCAGAGGAAGCCAAGAAGGCUGAAGAAGCCAAGAAGGUCGAAGAUGAGAAGAAGAAGACGGAGAAGACUAAGAAGAAGGUCGAUGAAGAAGCCGCAAAGAAGAAGGCCGAAGAGGAAGCAAAGGUCAAGGCUGAUGAAGAGGCCAAGAAAGCUGAGGAAGGCAAGAAGGCCGAAGAAGCUAAGAAAGCAGAGGAAGCCAAGAAGGCUGAAGAAGCCAAGAAGGUCGAAGAUGAGAAGAAGAAGACGGAGAAGACUAAGAAGAAGGUCGAUGAAGAUGCCGCAAAGAAGAAGGCCGAAGAGGAAGCAAAGGCCAAGGCUGAUGAAGAGUCCAAGAAGGAAGAAGAAGCUAAGAAAGCAGAGGAAGCCAAGAAGGCUGAGGAAGCCAAGAAGGCCGAAGAAGCUAAGAAAGCAGAGGAAACCAAGAAGGUCGAAAAUGAGAAGAAGAAGACGGAGAAGACUAAGAAGAAGGUCGAUGAAGAUGCCGCAAAGAAGAAGGCUGGAGAUGAAGCAAAGGCCAAGGCUGAUGAAGAGGCCAAGAAGGAAGAAGAAACUAAGAAAGCAGAGGAAGCCAAGAAGGCUGAGGAAGCCAAGAAGGCUGCGGAAGGCAAGAAGGUCGAAGAUGAGAAGAAGAAGACGGAGCAGACCAAGAAGAAGGUCGAUGAAGAUGCCGCAAAGAAGAAGGCCGAAGAGGAAGCAAAGGCCAAGGCUGAUGAAGAGGCCAAGAAGGAAGAAGAAGCCAAGAAGGCCCAAGAAGCUAAGAAAGCAGAGGAAGCCAAGAAGGCUGAAGAAGCCAAGAAGGUCGAAGAUGAGAAGAAGACGGAGAAGACUAAGAAGAAGGUCGAUGAAGAUGCCGCAAAGAAGAAGGCCGAAGAGGAAGCUAAGGCCAAGGCUGAUGAAGAGGCCAAGAAAGCUGAGGAAGCCAAGAAGGCUGAAGAAGCCAAGAAGGUCGAAGAUGAGAAGAAGAAGACGGAGAAGACUAAGAAGAAGGUCGAUGAAGAAGCCGCAAAGAAGAAGGCCGAAGAGGAAGCAAAGGCCAAGGCUGAUGAAGAGGCCAAGAAGGAAGAAGAAGCCAAGAAGGCCCAAGAAGCUAAGAAAGCAAAGGAAGCCAAGAAGGCUGAAGAAGCCAAGAAGGUCGAAGAUGAGAAGAAGACGGAGAAGACUAAGAAGAAGGUCGAUGAAGAUGCCGCAAAGAAGAAGGCUGGAGAUGAAGCAAAGGCCAAGGCUGAUGCAGAGGCCAAGAAGGAAGAAGAAGCUAAGAAAGCAGAGGAAGCCAAGAAGGCUGAAGAAGCCAAGAAGGUCGAAGAUGAGAAGAAGAAGACGGAGAAGACUAAGAAGAAAGUCGAUGAAGAAGCCGCAAAGAAGAAGGCCGAAGAGGAAGCAAAGGCCAAGGCUGAUGAAGAGUCCAAGAAGGAAGAAGAAGCUAAGAAAGCAGAGGAAGCCAAGAAGGCUGAGGAAGCCAAGAAGGCCGAAGAAGCUAAGAAAGCAGAGGAAACCAAGAAGGUCGAAGAUGAGAAGAAGCAGACGGAGAAGACUAAGAAGAAGGUCGAUGAAGAUGCCGCAAAGAAGAAGGCUGGAGAUGAAGCAAAGGCCAAGGCUGAUGAAGAGGCCAAGAAGGAAGAAGAAACUAAGAAAGCAGAGGAAGCCAAGAAGGCUGAGGAAGCCAAGAAGGCUGCGGAAGGCAAGAAGGUCGAAGAUGAGAAGAAGAAGACGGAGCAGACCAAGAAGAAGGUCGAUGAAGAUGCCGCAAAGAAGAAGGCCGAAGAGGAAGCUAAGGCCAAGGCUGAUGAAGAGGCCAAGAAAGCUGAGGAAGCCAAGAAGGCCCAAGAAGCUAAGAAAGCAGAGGAAGCCAAGAAGGCUGAAGAAGCCAAGAAGGUCGAAGAUGAGAAGAAGACGGAGAAGACUAAGAAGAAGGUCGAUGAAGAUGCCGCAAAGAAGAAGGCCGAAGAGGAAGCUAAGGCCAAGGCUGAUGAAGAGGCCAAGAAAGCUGAGGAAGCCAAGAAGGCUGAAGAAGCCAAGAAGGUCGAAGAUGAGAAGAAGAAGACGGAGAAGACUAAGAAGAAGGUCGAUGAAGAAGCCGCAAAGAAGAAGGCCGAAGAGGAAGCAAAGGCCAAGGCUGAUGAAGAGGCCAAGAAGGAAGAGAGCCAAGAAGGCCCAAGAGCUAAGAAAGCAAGGAGCAAGAAGGCUGAAGAAGCCAAGAAGGUCGAAGAUGAGAAGAAGACGGAAGAC
Mesorhabditis belari is the source of this 4935-nucleotide messenger RNA. The record is from the annotation of a GenBank genome assembly. NCBI's taxonomy places the organism in Eukaryota, Metazoa, Nematoda, Chromadorea, Rhabditida, Rhabditidae.